Molecule: messenger RNA, 2125 nt
Organism: Cryptomeria japonica (Japanese cedar)
Lineage: Eukaryota; Viridiplantae; Streptophyta; Pinopsida; Cupressales; Cupressaceae
Product: actin-related protein 9
Exons: 20
Coding region: 153-1937 (594 amino acids)
Biological process (GO): double-strand break repair; regulation of DNA-templated transcription
Cellular component (GO): Ino80 complex
Source: RefSeq, a predicted model, not a curated record
AAUUAAAAGAAAGAACACUAUGCGAUGUGUCUUUUUUCAACAGCAUAAAAGGGUUCCGAUAUUUGAGACACAACUAUUACCGCCAUAGGAAAAUCAUUCAAAAUAACCAAAUGGAAGAAGUGUCAUAACGAUAUUGGCGGCAGCAUUUCGGAAUGGAUUACUUGAAAUCAGUAGUGCCUUCUCAGCUGAUUGCAGAAAGAGGAUCCAACAUCGUAGUCAUUAAUCCAGGUUCUGAAAAUAUUAAAGUUGGUCUGGCAUCAUGGCAGACACCUGUGGUGAUUCCCCAUUGCAUUGCACAUCAUAUGAAGGGGCCCAUGGACGAACAGACACAAAUAAACAAGAAAAAUUGGGAGCAAAUUUAUACAUUUCCCGUAUCACCUACUCGGCAAAGGGAGCGUGAAGAAGCCUACCAGAUGAUUACGUCACACUUGAAAGUGCAACCUCCAAACCAUGAAAGAGGGAGAGAGUCCUGGUUUCGUAAGCCAGAUUAUUCCGAAGGUGGUUCUCUUCCAUGGACUGAAGUGAAGGAGACUUUAAACUCCCCUAACAUGGCAACCAAUGCAGAUCACCAAGCUAAUGCAGACAUCAGUGAUGCAAAUGCUGGCAGUAUUGAUGAAUCUACUCGCUCUAGUAUUACUGAAUCAAGUAGUUCUGAUUAUACUUUCAAACAUUUUAUAUGUGGUGAUGAGGCUCUGAAGAUUUCUCCCAAUCAACCAUAUUUCUUAAGGCAUCCCGUUCGACGAGGCCAUCUUAAUAUUUCUCAAACUUAUUCUAUGCAGCAGAUAUCUGAAGAUCUUUACCACAUCUGGGAUUGGAUUUUAUGGGAAAAGUUGCACCUUUCUCCAAAUAACCGUCAUAUGUUCUCUGCAGUUUUGAUUGUUUCUGAGACAUUUGACAAUCGUGAAAUCAAGGAGAUGUUGUCCGUUGUUUUGCAAGAUUUGGGGUUCAGUUCUGCUGUAAUCCAUCAGGAAGGUAUUGCAGCAACCUUUGGAAACGGAGUAGCUUCUGCAUGUGUUGUGAAUAUAGGUGCUCAAGUUGUAUCCAUUUUGUGCAUUGAGGAUGGAGUUGCUUUGCCAAUGACAGGAGUGACACUCACAUUCGGUGGAGAGGAUAUAUCUAGAUGCCUUCUAUGGGUGGAACAGCGCCGUCAAACUUGGCCACCAAUUGACACUGAUCCCAUGGGGAAGCCAAUAGAUUUUCUUAUGCUUAAUAGGUUGAAGGAGACCUUCUGCAAAUUUAAAGAAGGAGAUUCAAAUGCUCCUGCAGAUGUCUAUUACUAUAAGGCAGGCUUGCCACCUGAUGUUUACAGGGUUGCUAUGUCUGCUCUAAAUGUGCCCUCCAUGGGCCUGUUUUAUCCAUUUCUUUUAAUGCCAGAUGAGUACCCCCCUCCUCCUCGUCCUUGGUUUCAUGACUAUGAAGAUAUGAUGGAAGACAGCUCACACAGUGAAUUUGGCAAAAGGCCAGAAGGAGCUGAAACUUUCUUUUCUGGUUGUAAUUAUGCAUUGGGUAUGCAAGAUCCAAGUCAGUAUAGUCCCAAAUUAAAAAAGGAAGACAAUAUCGUAGGACUUGCUGAGGCUAUUACAAAUAGUAUUCUUGCCACAGGACGCCUCGAUCUUUACAGAAAAUUGUUCACAAGUGUGCUGCUUGUAGGUGGAGUCGCAUCAACAAAAGGCCUAGUUGAUGCAGUAGAACAAAGGAUCUUGAGUGCUAUUCCAGAUCAUGUAGAUGUUGAUAUGGUUGAGGUAUUGCAGCUUAGAACAGACCCACUGACAAUCGUCUGGAAGGGUGGUGCUGUUCUUGGAAUUUUGGAUUUUGGUCGAGAUGCAUGGAUUCAGCGAGAACAUUGGGUGCGUGGUGGAAUUCAUAUAGGGAGUGGUCAAAAGUACAGAGAUUCAUUCUUAUUUCAAACACAAACCUCAUGGUAUAUAAAUAAUUAGAUAGGAAUCAAAUAUUAAAUGCCUAGAAAUGUAAAGUUUCAUAUUCUUUAUAAAUUUACUUGUACGCUAAAGUUCAUUUGCCCUGAAUUUUUAAAAAUUAACUAUCUUGUAAUGUCAAUAUUGUGGCUCUCAUUAAUUUGGGGACGAGCACUUGAGCCUUUUAAUACUUAUUUUUGUUUACAUUGACA